CACCAGCACAACGCAGUGUUUACACCCGUCAGCUGAUCGGUAGUUCGCUGGUGAAGACUGGCCACUGGCGGGCUAAACGUUUCUCAGCAUUUCUCAUGCUUUCAACUUAAUUAACAAUACUCCCAUUUUCCCAUUCCUCCAGACUUUGAGAUGAAGGGCAUAAGAAAGGAUGUGUUUGGUGUCUUCCACGACCCUGACUCGGGUGUGGAGGUGAAGGUGGACCGCUACACCCUGACCAGUGCGUCAGGGGUGGAGGUGCAGGUCAUCUCCUAUGGUGCCUGUGUGAGUGCCAUUGUGGUGCCUGACAAGUCUGGGAAGAAGGACCAUGUCACCCUGGGAUUUGAUGACAUGAAAGGGUACUUAGAGAAUGCAUACCAGGGAAGCUCCAUUGGUCGCUGUGCCAAUCGCAUCGGGAAGGGCAAGCUGGUGGUGGAGGGACAGCAGUACACCCUCACCAUCAACAACAACGGCAACCACCUGCAUGGGGGAACGAGGGGCUGGGAUAAGCAUGUGUGGGAGAGCCAUGUCAGUGAGGAGAGUGUGGUGUUCUCCCGUCUCAGCAGUGAUGGGGAGGAGGGAUACCCUGGGGCUGUGCUGGCACAGGUGAAGUAUUCUCUUGAUGCAGCAGGAGGACUCGGGAUAGACUUUGAGGCAAUGACCACCCGAGCCACUCCCAUCAAUAUGACCAACCAUUGUUUCUUCAACCUGGCAGGACAUGCUGCAGGUCAAGGUGGCCUCUUGGAGCACCUGGUGAGAGUGAAUGCUGAUCGCUUCACACCUGUGGGGCAGGAUCUCAUACCAACAGGGGAGUUAGCAUCAGUGAGAGGAACAGCCUAUGAUCUGCGUAGCCCCACCACUUUUGGGGAGGCACUGCCCCGGGCACCGGGUAAUGGCUUUGACCACAACUUCUGUCUGCAGUUCAAGCACAGAGGUGAACUGGAGCUGGCAGCAUGUUUCCUGCAUACUCCAACAGGUCGUGGCCUGGAGGUGUACACCACUGAGCCAGGAGUGCAGAUCUACACAGGGAACUUUCUGCCCAAAGAAGCAAACAAAAUGGUUGGUCGCAAUGGGACGUCCUACACUUACCAGGGAGCGUUCUGCUGUGAGCCUCAGAACUUCCCUGAUGCUGUCAACCAGAGGAACUUCCCCAGUGCCAUCUGUUGUCCUGGGAAGCCCUACAAGCACUCCAUGAUGUACAAGUUCUUUGUACAAAAGUAAUUCCCUUCCACACUUUCACACAGGGACUUUCCAUGGUAGGUAUGGCUGUUACAUUGCAUGCCCUAUUCUUUGGUUUCUUUGAAUCAUAGACACUUUUACCAGUUAUCUUAAUAAGUACACCACAUCCUUGCCAUUCAUGACAGCUGUGUUCUGAAGUGUGUUGUGAGUGGCAGAUUCAUGAAUGACAAUGUUAACUCUAAUAGGAAAGAGACAGUUAUGUUCCAGAACCCCUGGCUGCCAUGAUUGGUUACUUCCUAGAAAGAUGCAGUCAGCCAAUAAUAAAAUCAAGAUUGUGCUUAGCUGCAAUCUUAGGAACAAAGGCUGACAUCCAUCAUAUCUUCCUGUGCCUCUGUGCUCUACCUUCCCCUCGGCCACUCACUGCCUCUGCUGCUUCGUCCUCUCUCUCCCUGCCAUUUGAUCAAAGUUGUCAGCAUUCCGUAUCAUAUGAGUAUUUAUUCUCAAUUUUUUGUCUAGUUCUCAAAAAUAAUCUGAAAGAUAAUAAUUUGCACAAGUCUUGAUUUGGUUGAGCAGUAGCCAGGCAGUUGGUGGUGAUUGAGGUGGUCUGCCUUUCUUGCUCAAGACUUCCAAGCACUUAGUUGAUUGUGCAUCUCUUGACUCAUCAGAUGGACACCAAAUAUUAGGCUAACAUUAGAGUAUCCAUUAAAACUGGUAAAUGAGAAUCUAGUCAAUUAAACAUCCUAAAUUCAGUUAUUUUUCAUAUGUAAUUUAGAAUACUUCAGCUUAGCUAAAAUGCAUAUAACAGUGAAGGUGAGUCUUGAGAUGCAGCAGGUGUAGUCAUUGAUGCUGACUUGUACUAUAGUGGUGGUAAACGUUAGCUGUAAUGCACAAGUAUGUACAGUAGUUCCCAGUGCAUGUAUUGGCUGAUAAAGUGUUAUUUCAUUUUUAAAAGUUUCAUUUAUUUUUUUUUAAGUAGGUAUGGCCAAGGGCAACAAAAAGUAGUGAAGAAAUGCUCACUAAGGUGCUGGACCUUAGGAGAAUAGUACAAAGGCAAAUCCAAAAUAUCCUAUAGAAGUGUCUUGAAACUAACUGUUAGGAAACGACAAACACUUCAGUUUGCUGUGCAUGCAUUGGGUGGUAGUGUUUUGUUGUUGGCAGAGAGGAAACAACUAUAGAGAAGUGCCUUGAUGAUUGAAUUUUAACAAGUGGGAAAGAUCCAUGCUUUAAGAAUGUAAGAAAAUAAGGGAAGCUGCAGGAAGCCACCAGGCCUACACGUGGCAAUCCCAAUAUGAAACAUGUCUGUUUCCACAUAUCAUCUUCAUCCAUAAAUUUGCCUAAUUUUUUAAAGCUCCCUCAUGACUCAGCACUUACAGCCUGAUUACUGAGUCUGUUCUAUUCAUCUGCCUUUAUUUCUGAACCAUUUACUUCCCAUUUCUUUUUCAAAUCCAACUUAUCAAUCAUGAGCCCAUUAUUUUUUUUGUGCUAUCCUAAUUACUGCCCCAGAGAAUUUUGCUCAUCACCCUUCUUAUAUUUUCCGCUCAUUGGGGUUUUGCUGUGCACUUCACCACUUGUUACAAUCCCAGCAUGGUUUAAGAUGCUCAACUGUUAUAGUUUAUCCUUAUAUUUGUUGUAGUUGUUUCAUUAAACUAUGAAAUAUAAA
This is a messenger RNA of Scylla paramamosain (green mud crab), 2836 nucleotides long. RefSeq names its product galactose mutarotase-like. The coding region runs from base 151 to 1218 and encodes 355 amino acids. Gene Ontology annotation, molecular function: aldose 1-epimerase activity; carbohydrate binding. Gene Ontology annotation, biological process: beta-D-galactose catabolic process via UDP-galactose, Leloir pathway; glucose metabolic process. The transcript has 10 exons. NCBI's taxonomy places the organism in Eukaryota, Metazoa, Arthropoda, Malacostraca, Decapoda, Portunidae. The record is from RefSeq and is a predicted model, not a curated record.